AUGCUAGAUACCCUUGAUUUACAAGACCAUACCUCGCCUUCUGCCAAAGACCACUCCAGACAACCCGCACACCCUUCGCCAUAUGGUUAUGGUCCCGCUGCUCCACAUCAAGCCCAGACUUUGAGACAUGCCGAGCAAGAGUCAUAUCAGGAUCAACAUAUAAGCCCGAGAGGCUCAGAAGACAGACCCAAUGGAGGGUUUCAACAGUCGGAUCAACAUUUCUAUGACGACCUAGACGACGACCGAGACGAUGAACAUCCAAACACCCACAAUGGGACGAAUGGCGCUGGAUACAAUGGGCAGGACCUGGACGAAGGGGAUGGUACUGAUUCCCAUGACGAGGACAUGGACGACGACUUGAUGGACAAAAUUUCGAGCUCCCCUUCAAUCGAAGAUGGUAAAUACUCCCUUCCCCCAUGGCCGCCCCGGGUCGAUUCUGUGGAUUCUGAAGCUUCCCCGGCUUCACUAUCGACGCCGACUCGAGGCGAUUCCUUAUCUUCAUCACCCUUCUCUUCUACACCUGAGCAUUUCCCUUUGCACUCUUCGCAAUCACACCACGCGGCAAGUCAUCAUGGUGAGUACAUGCAGAGUCCAGAUUCGGGCGGGGACUUUCUGAGUGAACGGCCGGAGUAUUGUACCAUCUCAUCGCCUAUGCUAGGACUAGGGUUGGCAACCCAGCAUCCCUACCUUCCGCUGUCCGAAUCUCAAGAAUUUCGGAGGUACUUGUUGCCGCUUGACGACCCUCUCUUGGCUUGCACGGUGGACGACUACGGCGACGACAUUCUGUACGACGAGGAUGACGAAUGGGAAGACGAAGACUCUUGCCUUCCCGGGCUCGAGGAAAGUUCUGAUGAUGACACCGAUGAAUUUCAAUUCUCCACCGACGAACGCUUCAUCGACUCUGGUUGGGGAGGAGAAUGCUUACGAGAAACAGAGGAUAUCGAUUUCGAGUUUGUGUAUGCUCUACACACUUUUGUCGCAACGGUUGAAGGUCAGGCCAACGCCACAAAGGGCGACACCAUGGUGUUGCUCGAUGAUAGCAACAGUUAUUGGUGGCUUGUUCGCGUCGUCAAAGACAGUAGCAUUGGCUACCUACCCGCCGAGCAUAUCGAAACACCGACUGAACGGCUAGCUCGACUCAACAAGCACAGAAAUGUGGAUUUGUCCGCGCAAAUGCUAGGGGAUAACCCCGAAAAAUCAAAGAAUCCACUGAAAAAGGCGAUGCGCCGACGGAAUGCUAAAACGGUCCAGUUCGCGCCUCCCACUUAUUACGAGCCGUCAGACUAUGAGUACUCGGACGAGGAGGAGGAUGGCGAGGACGGUCCAGUCGACCAGAUUGGACUGGAUUCUGAUGACGGUGACGCCGAAGAUCAACAAGAGGCUUCGGCGGCUUCUGUCGAGACCCAGGAAUCGCGAGAGUCCAAUGCAGCAAAUGGUAUUCAGCGCGUGACCAGCAAUGACAGCUUGAGAAAGGAAACAGCGUCGAGCCCCGUCAAGGGUCAACCAUCACAAUCUAUUUCAGAGCCGCGACAAAGCGACGAACUUGUCCAGCGCUCGAGGAAAGGGGUCGUCAGAAAUACCGACUCAUUCUUUAAGGACGAUACAGUCGAGACGAAGAAGAUCUCUCUAACACCCCGACUGCUACGAGGUGAUUCUGAUUCCGGUGGAUCAGCGGAACAGGAAGUUCGCCAACGUCCAAGCCUGGAGACUUUCGAUAAGAUUGUCGGCGUGGAUGACAAGUCGAAGGAGAAAAAGAAGGAGAAAAAGGGUAUGCUCAGUGGGCUCUUCAAGCGCAAGAAGGGCACACCACAGGAAGAGAGCGAAAAGGCUUUGGAAGAUCCUCGUCAGUCUCCUGGAUCGAAGGACUCUGUAGAGUCCUUGACCAUGAAGCCUGAAACUGGGCCUGAACGCAGGCCGAGCAAGUUGCAAAAGACGCCACCAGGACCAUCACCAAAGGCAUCACCUACUGAAGCACGCCCUCCACAACAAUCAACUGGACAAACCCCUCCAGCCCCGACAGGGCCGGCACCUGACCCGCCAACCGUACGCAGAGUUGAGCCCGAUGAGAAGUCGCCCGAGGCGUCGGACCAAUCUCAACAAGUACAGGUCAAUCGUUUCCCUUCACUUACCGAAAAGAGGACAGUGUAUUCACCCGUCACGACGGCUCUGAAGUCUACUCCGUCGAUGAGUCCAGACAGCGGAUCACCGGUCAAGCCGGUUUAUGCAAAGCGGUCAAUGGAUCGCUUUGCGAUCGAUGAAAGUGAUUCAGAAACAGAUGACAAGACUCCAAAGGUGGACGAGCGAGUCCACCAGAGUGUUUCUCCCGUUGCAGAGUCAGAGAUACAGCCGCCUCGAUCAGACUCUGCUGCCCAAGUCUCGGCAGCUUCGCCUAUUGUCUCCGGAAAGUUUGGGGACAGCAAAUUCCAAGCUCUGCCACCAGCAGUCUCCAGUUCGUCGCCACUUCCACAAGAGCUCAUCCAUUCAGAGUCAGAGGGGACUGCUAGCACUUCAAAGGCUUCCCCUUCGACUACAACACAUACCCCGUCAACUUCCAGGUCGACGCCGACGUGGUCAGAUGCCUCGUUGAGGUCAUACAUGGAAAACAGUCAGGACAUCAAAGACCUUCUGAUCAUUGUGCACGACAAAUCGAAUGUCACUCCGGUGGGCCCAGACCAUCCCUUGAUGCACAAUCUCUUCUUAGACGAGCGGACGAAGUUGGCUGAGAUGCAGUCACAGCUUGACACCAUGUUGAUGUCCUGGAUAUCGAAGAAGAACGGGGUCAUGGCGUCUCCAACUAUUUGA
Fonsecaea nubica is the source of this 2802-nucleotide messenger RNA. RefSeq lists its product as hypothetical. Gene Ontology annotation, molecular function: protein binding. The record is from RefSeq and is a predicted model, not a curated record. Gene Ontology annotation, cellular component: cell tip; microtubule cytoskeleton. NCBI's taxonomy places the organism in Eukaryota, Fungi, Ascomycota, Eurotiomycetes, Chaetothyriales, Herpotrichiellaceae. The coding region runs from base 1 to 2802 and encodes 933 amino acids. Gene Ontology annotation, biological process: establishment or maintenance of actin cytoskeleton polarity. The transcript has 3 exons.